This is a messenger RNA of Fraxinus pennsylvanica, 5205 nucleotides long. NCBI's taxonomy places the organism in Eukaryota, Viridiplantae, Streptophyta, Magnoliopsida, Lamiales, Oleaceae. The record is from the annotation of a GenBank genome assembly.
AUGGCUGACAGCACUGAGUUCGAUUCCCGCCCUAACCAGAUCUCCAAAGGAUCCAACAAUACCAUUCCACUUUCAUCACCGUGGCAUCUGCCAAAGCCCGGAGAGAAUAAGACUGGAGCAGUAACUGGGGAAAGCCAAUUUACUCCACUUCCAAGCCAUGCCAAUUCUGUGGUUAUUCCGAAAUCACCUGAAACAGGUGAGAAUUUGCAUAAUAACCAUAAGAAGAAAGAUGUUUUCCGACCAUCUGUCCUGGAUAUGGAAUCUGGUCGUCGUGACCGCUGGCGUGAUGAAGAAAGGGACACCAAUUCCUCUGUCCGUAAAGAUCGAUGGAGGGAGGGGGAUAAAGAGCUCUACGACAACCGCAAGGUGGAUCGCUGGAAUGGCUCAUCUGGACGACACCAUGGAGAGGCCCGUCGUGCCCCAGGGGAGAGAUGGGCUGAUUCUGGAAACAGAGAAAGCAGUCAGGAUCAACGUAGCAAAUGGAGCACUCGCUGGGGGCCUGAUGGGAUAGAGACAGAUACUAUGCAUGAGACGUGGGGGGACUCUUACAAGGAAUCCGACAAGCUGUUUGAUAAAGGACCAUCCCAUGGGAAGGAUGAGAAGGAUGUGGACCACUAUCGACCUUGGAGAUCUAACACUUCAUACAGCCAAGGCAGAGAGGAGCCUUCGCACCAGGCAUUGACCCCAAACAAACAGGUUUCUACAUUUACGCAUGGUCGCGGACGUGGAGAAAAUCUUGCUCCAACCUUUUCUCUUGGUAGGGGAAGGAUUAGAUCUGGAGGGGGCUCUGUCUCCAAUACUUAUAUUCCUCCGCAACCAGUUGGAUCUUUUCUAGAAAAGGUUGAAAGUGGCUUUGAAGAGCAUUCUCCUUUAAGAUAUGACCGGACAAAAUUGCUUAAUGUGUACAGGAUAACUGAUAUGAGAUCCUUUGCAAAGCUUUUAGGGGAGGUUGAUCAAGUUCCUUCCCUCACUCUGGAAGAACCUUUAGAACCUCUAGCUUUUUGCACCCCUACUCCUGAAGAAGUGGUUACCUUGAAGGGAAUUGAUGAAGGAGAAAUCGUUAGUGUCACUCCGCAGAUCACUAAAGAGGGAUUGGUUGGCCGAACCACAACUGAUUCUGUGCAGACAAGAGGAAGCAGGCUCGGUAGUAGAAAUGAUUUGCCCCUUGCACUUUAUGAUCCUAAAAGUGAAAGUGUGGACAAUAUCGAAGGUGCUUAUUCAAAUUAUUCAGAAAGCUUGUCCCACGAGAAGCAGAUGUAUUCUUGGCCAAAUGCGAAAGUGAAGACAAUGCAGGAUUAUCAGGCACUUGCCGAUCACAAGUUAAAUCCUGAAGCCCUGAAUGAAGAUGGUUCUUAUAGGAAGAACGAGGACAUGACCACCGCUAUAGAAUCAACAACGUCAGGAAAUUCUUCAAUGCUUCAUGUGGGUGCUUGGAGGUCUUCAUCUUUCUCAGAGCGUGCCAAGUCAACUAUUCAUGAUUGGAGAGAGAUAUCUAGAGAUGUGCAGAAGGAUUUGACCAGUGCGUGGGAGGACACUUUGGCAGAUCCAACAAAUGCCAAAAGAGAAGGAUCCAAAUUGCAGAUGGGUGAUGAUUCUAUUCUGAGAAGGCAACCAUCUGCAGUGUUUGACAGGGAGCUGGAAUCGUGCAACUUAAGAGUCGGUAGAGGCCUGACCAGUGCACCGGCUGACUCCCCAUUCUAUCUGCUUGGGGAUGUGAUGCCUCACUUGCGUGCCAAAGUUCAACCACCUCCUGGAUUUAGUACACCUAAGUAUGAUGGAAUUCAAGAUGUAUCUGGUAGGUCUAACUACAACAGCUUUGGGAAGCUUCAAUCUGCUUCAGGCGAGUCUGAUUCAAUAAAGAAUGAGCCAAGAUAUAUACAUGGUCAGACAACGGAGGCUGAGAACAGGUUUUUGGAGUCACUGAUGUCUGGUAGUAUGAGUAGUGCCCCGCAUGAGAAGUUUGCUCUCUCAGAAGGUAUGCAGGAAUACAUGGGGAUUAAUUCAAGUGCAUUACCUCCUGUGGGAGCAGGUAGUGGGGAUGACUUGCAUCUGUUGGCCAAAAAGAUGACACUGGAGAGGCAGAGGUCUCUGACAAAUCCUUAUUCACAUUGGCCUGGAAGAGAUUUAGCUUCCCAUUUGGCAAAGACAGAUGUAAAUGACUCCUUACUGGCACAUUCAAAUCUUAAUUCGUCAAUUUUAGACACUGCUCGUGGACAGCAUAAUUCUCAGAAUGUGGACUUGAUGUCUAUCCUUCGAGGCUUUCCAGACAGAUCUACAAAUAAUGUCAACAAUGGGACUAGUGGUUGGUUGAAUGUACCAGUUCAAGGGGGGCUGGGCACACUUCAGGAUGAGUUGGACGUGCAUCCUGGCCAGAAUUUUCCUUCCCAACCUGCAUUGGGACCACAACAGCAGAGGCUACAGUCACAGCAUUCAUUGUUGUCAAAUCUAUUGUCCCAAUCUUUAAAUAAUCCUUCCAGCAUGUUAACUACAGAAAAACUAAUCUCUUCUGGUCUCUCUCAAGAUCCACAACUGUUAAGUUCGUUGCAACAGCAGAAUUUGUUGCACCCACACUCCCACGCCCCAGUUGCAUCACAGCAGCUGUCACUCUUAGAUAAACUGUUGUUGCUUAAGCAGCAACAAAUGCAGGAGGAGCAGGAAGAGUUAGUGCGCCAGCAGCAGCAAUUGCUUUCACACGUGCUCUCAGAGAAUCACCCCUACCAAAGGUUUGGUGAGUCACCGUUUGUGCAAUUGCAAACUUCUGGUCUGUCAACUGGAAAUGCUUCUGGUGAUCAUGCUCAGUUUCAGCAAUCACAUAAAUUGUUUCAGAAUGGUUCGCAGGUAGCUCCCACUCUCAAUUUGCAAGAUAAAAGUGCUUCUAAUGUCAUUUUGCCUUCUAGUGUUUCCCAGAAUAAUAGCUCAAAUGUUGGUUCUGAAGCCCCUUCUAUGCAUCUGCCUCGUCAAAUUUUUGGGAACAUUAUCAAUCAAAGGAACUGGGUUGCCUCUUUGCCCGAACAAGUUGAUAAUGUGCAGCAGCAGGAGUUUCCAAUGACAACAGCUGUCAUGGAUACUUUUCCGGGGUUGGAAUUGCCAAACAGAUAUCCAUUUGAGCUGAAAGUACAUAAUGAUGAGGCUAUUAGAGUUUCAUCUUCUGCUGAUGCUCCGAGUUUUUCACCUGGGGAACAUUCGGGAAAAUCAGCUACACUGCAAUUGGCAGGAGGUCGUGAUAAUGAGUUGUUUGUUCCUGAAAAUGCAGUUGUAGUGCCCCUGACCACAGCAUUGGAACCCCAAGAUUUAGGAGAAACUCACAAUGAUUUCCUUGGGGUGAAGGAAGUGAAAAAUGCUGAAACACCGGAGGUGAAAAAAUCAUCUGCCAAGAAGUCAAAAAAGCAGAAGUCUUCGAAGGCGCAAUGCUCUGACUCACCAAUGGGAGUCUCUAAGACGCAGAAGGCAGAAUCAUCAGAAAUUGAGCUGACAAAUAUUGAUAAUGCAUUGUCUGAGGUGCAUACUGUUGAAGAAGAGACGAAAACUGAUAAAGUUACAUCUGAUGUUGGCAAUUUUUUGCUGGCCCAAAACUCAUUGCCUGCACAUAUGUUUGGAGAUGAAGGUGAGGCUACCAAGAAUAAGGGUCAGACAGGACAAGUUGUAUCACAGUUCAAUACCCAAGCAUAUACUGGACAACGAGCCUGGAAGCCAACUCCUGGUUUCAAGCCAAAAUCGUUAUCAGAAAUUCAACAGGAAGAGCAGAAGGGAGCACGAGAAAAAGAACUGGCAGUUUCUGAGAUCUCAACAUCUCUGAGCUCAAUGAGUGUCUCUACUCCUUGGGCUGGGAUUGUUGCGAAUUCAGAUCAUGAGGCACUUGGUGAAACAUUACAAGAUUCUCCCACCAAGUUAAUUUUGGGAAAAUCUGAGAGUUUCUCACAGCAAAAGAGUCAAUUACAUGAUCUAUUUUGGGAAACUCAUGUGGCCAAGUCAAGCGAGAUUCAGAUCUCUGCAUCUAGUCUACCUCCUGUAUCUCUUAUGCAUUCUCGAAUUGAUUCAGUGGAUGAUGAUAGCUUUAUUGAGGCUAAAGAUACUAAAAAAAGUCGUAAAAAGUCUGCUAAAGCCAAGGGUGCAGUAGCUAAGGUCUCAGUGCCUGCUGCUUCACCGGAUUUAUCUUUUGGAUCAAAUUUCAUAGACAAAGGCAACAAUUCUCAUCAGCUACAGCAGAAGGAAAUAUUAUCUGCAGUUCCCUCUGGCCCUUCCUUGGGGGAUUUUGUUACCUGGAAGGGGGAGUCAACAAAUCCAUCCCCUGCUCCUGCCUGGUCCACUGAGUCUGUGAAGUUCCAGAAGCCUACAUCAUUGAGGGACAUCCUUAAGGAACAGCAGAGAACUUCAGUGCCAACACUUCAGAAACCUGCUGUCAACCAACCUGCCCGUGGAGUUGGUCCUUCAUUGUCAGUUUCGUCGUCAGUUUCUACCAAAGCUGCAUCCUCAAUCCAAAUUAACUCGUCAGCUUCUUCUCACCCAAAACAUAAAGUCGAUGAUGAUCUAUUCUGGGGCUCCAUAGAGCAACCUAACCAUGAGGCUAAGCAAUCAGAUUUUCCUCAACUUGGAAGCCAAGGCAGAUGGGGAAGCAAAAGUACUCCAACCAAAGGAACUCCUGAAAAGUCAUUGAAUCGACAGAAGUCCAGUGGUGGCAGGCCUGGGGAGUAUUCACUUUCAUCAUCUCCUGCCUCUUCUCAGCCAUCUUUGAGAGGGAAGAAGGAUGCCUCGACUAAGCAUUCAGAGGCAAUGGACUUUAAGGAAUGGUGUGAGAAUGAGUGCUUCAGACUUGUUGGGUCAAAAGAUACGAGUUUCUUGGAAUUUUGUAUAAAGCAAUCUAGGGCAGAAGCUGAAAUUUUUCUAAUAGAGAACCUUGGCACCUUUGAUUCCAACCGUGAGUUCAUUGACAAGUUUCUAAAUUACAAAGAUUUUUUGCCUAUGGAUGUUAUUGAUAUUGCCUUCAAAACACGGAACGAUCAACAAGCCACUGCCUCGGGUGUGGGAGAUAUGACUUCUGUUGGCGUCGGGGGCUCCAUCCAAGGUGGUACAGAUGCUACCGAUGGGGGCCCAAAAGGAGGCAAAAAGAAGGGGAAGAAAGGGAAGAAGGUAAGCCCAUCAGUGCUGGGAUUCAACGUGGUUAGCAACCGAAUAAUGAUGGGGGAAAUUCAGACACUUGAUGAUUAG